Fomitopsis serialis is the source of this 1186-nucleotide messenger RNA. RefSeq names its product Alpha/Beta hydrolase protein. Gene Ontology annotation, molecular function: S-formylglutathione hydrolase activity. Bases 374 to 907 code for a protein of 177 amino acids. The record is from RefSeq and is a predicted model, not a curated record. Gene Ontology annotation, biological process: formaldehyde catabolic process. The transcript is spliced from 7 exons. NCBI's taxonomy places the organism in Eukaryota, Fungi, Basidiomycota, Agaricomycetes, Polyporales, Fomitopsidaceae. Gene Ontology annotation, cellular component: cytosol.
GUUCAAGGUGGGUGGAAGGACCGUACUGACGGCGUAGGUUCGUGUCAGCUAGACCUUAUCUAACGUGUUCAUUACGUGCAGAGCGCCGCUCUCGGUGGACUCGAUGCCAACUUCAACCUGUUCCUGCCCCCUAAUGCGGUGAACGGCAAGGUCCCAUCCUGUACUACCUCUCGGGGUUGACCUGCACGGAAGACAAUGGUGCCCAGAAAGGGAGCUUCCUCGGUCCCGCGUCCCAGGAAGGGAUCGCUAUCCUCUUCCCGGACACGUCCCCCCGGGCGCAGGCAUCGAGGGCGAAGACGCUGACUGGGACUUCGGUACCGGCGCUGGCUUCUACCUGAACGCGACGAACCCGAAGUAUGCGAAGCACUACAACAUGCUCGCCCAUGUCACCGAGGAGAUCCCGCAGGUCGUAGAGGCUGCUGGCCUCCCAAUCGACUUGACCCGCCAGUCCAUCUUCGGCCACUCCAUGGGCGGACACGGCGCGUUGACAAUCUACCUCAGCGCCGUGCUGAGCGGGCAGAAGCAGUACCGCGUUCAAGGGUACCUCCAGGGCGGCAUCGAGGAGGCCAAGGAAAAAUACGACGCGACGGAGCUCAUCGGCAAGACGAACAAGGAGCCGCUGCACGUCCUCGUCGACUACGGUACGGGCGACAACUUCUACAAGCAAGGACAGCUGCUCCCAGAGAACUUCUCAAAGGCCGCGCGCGAUGCUGGGUACGGCGAAGUGCAGGUCCGGGUACGCAGCCAAGAGGGCUACGACCACAGCUACUUCUUUGUGCGUGUUCCCCCAGGUCGCCCUCACGGCAUUUCCUCGGCGGUGCUGACCUUGCCCUGCCUGCGCUUCUCGCAGAUUUCGACAUUUGGCGCGGACCACAUCCAUUUCCACGCGAACUUCCUCAAGGCGUAGGCGGUCGGCGGACACGCACGGGGUCCGGGACGCGGAGUAAUCAGAGUGAAGUAGAAAGGCUAAGAAAGUGUACGAUCUACGAAGAAGACGUAACCUUGUAUUCCGGAUGUACUCAUACUUGGGGGACGAAACUGUAUCGAUGUCAAUCUCCGGCGGUUCGAAUUUCCCUUUCGCGGCACUCUCAGCGCGUGAACUCUGUCAGACCGCCCGGAUAGUUCAUAUGAAUGAAUGCGUCAUCAAUUCACAAGGAUGAAUGGUCCUUUACAUGGUACACUGACA